This is a messenger RNA of Mycetomoellerius zeteki, 6728 nucleotides long. RefSeq names its product mediator complex subunit skuld (gene skd). The transcript has 18 exons. Gene Ontology annotation, cellular component: mediator complex. The record is from RefSeq and is a predicted model, not a curated record. Gene Ontology annotation, molecular function: transcription coactivator activity. NCBI's taxonomy places the organism in Eukaryota, Metazoa, Arthropoda, Insecta, Hymenoptera, Formicidae. Gene Ontology annotation, biological process: positive regulation of transcription by RNA polymerase II.
AACUGCGGCAGUGAGCGUUAGGGGGCGCACCCGGCGGCUGCGCUUGUUGUUUCCCAUCGCCGCCCGCCGCCAUUUUACGGUCGCCAUUGAGAAGUGAAAACCCUCCUAAAUGUACAAAUCCGAGUGAAUAAAGCGCGGUGUUUAGCCCGCUCUUAGCGCGGAAUUCUCGUGCAAGCGGGAUAAGAUCGGCGACGGAGUUGCCGUUCGAGUGUUAGACUAAAUGAGUGUACGGCGUACGAUGGAGAAGCCAUGACGCAUCCGUCGCAUCAAACCAACGGCGCCAGCCUGGAGGACUGCCACACGAAUUUCUUCGCACUGACAUCCCUCUGCGGCAUUAAAUGGAGGAAACUCGUGUGGGGCGAGGUGGCCGGUGGCUUCGGCGGCACGCCCCUCGAGGACCCGGUGCUGUCGAGUUUCUCGCGAUGUUUAGCUGGUGACAUUCUGUGCGUGUGGCGACGCGCCGCUUCGGCGCCCGGGGCUGGCAUCUUCGACCUGGGCAUCGCGCCCUCGCCCGCGCCCCCGCCGCUCUCCCUCACCGCCGCCAAGGAGCUCUGGAUCUUCUGGUACGGCGAGGAACCCGAUCUCUCCGGUCUGGUAUCACCGGAGCUCAUCGCUUGCGAAAGCGAGCAGGGUUCUUGGGAAAGCGGAUUGUCGUACGAAUGCCGGUCACUUCUUUUCAAGGCUCUGCAUAACUUGAUUGAACGGUGUUUGCUAUCCCGUGACUUCGUUCGCUUAGGAAAGUGGUUUGUGCAACCUUACAAUGGCUACGAGAAACACCGUUGCAGCAGCAGCCAUCUGUCGUUCUCGUUUGCAUUUUUCGUUCACGGAGAAAGUACUGUGUGCGCAAGUGUGGACGUCAGGCAGCAUCCUGCGGUGCGACAUCUCACAAAGACAUGUCUACAACGUACUCAGACCUCCCAAUCCGGUGUUAAGGUGAUCCUAGCCCCUUAUGGACUAGCAGGCACAUUAACGGGUCAGGUGAGCCGUAUGGACAGUCAACUUCUCGAAGAAUGGAAACAUUUCUAUCCAAUCAGUACCGGCAGUAAUCCGGAGACCGGGCUUCCACCCCUCGUGGAGGUCCUCGUCGGUGGCGUGCGCAUGCGUUAUCCUUCUUGUUACGUCUUGGUUACGGAUAUGGAUGAUACGCCACCCGAAACUCCUCUCUCGCCUCCAAGCAGCCCCGUUACUUGUGAGCGACCCCUCUUAACGCAACAGGAACUGAGCGCAGCUACCGAAUUACCGGAGCGCGUGUGGGCAGAAUGUACUUUGAGUUCACCAGUGUCUGCUUCCAAGACAGAAUCUUCCACGGAACCUGGAACCUGGACGUUCGUGGAACCGACGCAAAAGUCUUCCUGUACCUGUUCAUGUUCGAAGUAUACGACCCCCGGGGGUUGGAAGAGCCUGGCCUCCUCUCAGAUUCAGAGGGAGAGGGUAGAUAAAGGUGGACGGAGGGUCGUACCGUUUCACCGACGGUCUACCACUCAGUGGGACGCUUGUCCCUCUGUCCCUGCUAAUGCCCCCAGGUCAGUACUGAGUAGAACGGAAGCACCUAGUACACCACCAGGCGGUCCACCUUCCUACUCGCGCGGACCACCAACGGGAGGAGAUUGUUUACCGGUGCCGUCGGUUGGCUCACCAGGUUCUCCGGCACCAUCGCCUCUCCUGACUCCACACUCCGAGCCGGCAUCGGUCCCGCCCGCGGAGCCUACGAUGCCGACUCUCAGCCCGCAACCUCCACCAAGUCACACAAACACUGCCCUACCCCUAACCCCGUCGCAAGGGCCCAAGUCUAUUUCUUCCGCGUGCAACAACCAGGUGCACAGUCCGUCGGUUCCUGGACCGGUACUGAAACGACCAAUCUUGGUAUCCCGAGAAUACGAAGGUGCUCUCUUGGAAGACGAGCAACCGCUAUCUUGGCUCUAUGAUUAUUCGCUCCAGGAAGCUUGGCUGAAUCAUCCUGUGAAGCGUUUUAAAUCCAUGAACAUCAGCGCCCCGCCGACCAACCGGAGCAACGUUCUGUACCCACCAAUGAACUCUCAAACAGUCCAAUCUCAAGCUCCUAAGCUGGAAAUUAAACAAGAACCUGUCGCAGUUGGCGAAUGUAUCGGAAGAAGAACAGAUCCAUACGAAUUCGAUGCGACAGGCGAGGAAAAUGGCACAAAUGUCGAUGGUCUCAGACGACAAAGGGACGAUCCAUCUAAACCAGGAUCUCUUUUCACCAGCGAGGGUCUUCAGCCUUCCUAUAAAGAUUUAGAUCAAAUAUUCGACAACUCCGAUCCUGAUACUUCCAGCGAUGAAACGAAUCUGAAUCAACUACAAAUGCAAACGCCACCAGGCUCGAAUAAAUCUGGAUUGCACGAAGAGACGAGGGUGGACGGUGCAAACAAGAAUAACAAUCGAGGAGUUACAGUUUUACGACCAGAAGAACUAUCCAAGAUGUUUCCAACUCCUCCUUCUUUAGAGCAUAAUCCUGUUGCCUCGCCUUGCCAACUAAGUGACCCUCUCAUGGACCAGACUGAGCUGCUGAUGCCUUCACGACCGCUCAGACACCUGCCCGACAUCUAUCCUAAUAUGGGUUCUCCACAAGAAGAGCCAAUUGACGAUUGGUCAUACGUGUUCAAGCCGGCGGCCAUCAGCAAGAUGGUCGGUUCUUCCAAGUACGCACCUCUCACGAAUCUGCCUAGCCAAUCUCUGCCAUCCAUUACACUGCCAUCGCACUGCGUGUACAGACCUUCCUGGCAGUGCAAUCCUGCUUCCACCAAUCAGGCGGACAAACCUCUUCCACCAACCAGACCCGGAUCAGUGCAACAGCAACAACAGCAGCAGCAACAACAGCAGCAACAGCAGCAGCAGCAACAACAACAACAACAGCAGCCUUGUCCACAAAGUCCGGCGCCACCUUACCGUUCAAACACUCUGCCUGGUAGGCCACCACCACCUCCAUAUGACCAACCCAGCCCAGCCACAUCCACUACUUCUUCAUAUCUCAAUAAAAAUCUCAAUAGCAUCGAGGCGGAUACGCCGGGACCCGCUCGCGCACCCGAAUCAAAUUCCCUCGUAGUGAAUAUUCUUCUGGGUGACACUGCACUCAAUAUCUUCCGCGAUCAUAACUUCGACAGUUGCAGUCUGUGUGUGUGCAAUGCUGGGCCCAAGGUUGUAGGCAAUAUCAAAGGCGCUGAUGCGGGCGUUUAUCUUAGCAAUUCGUGGGUGGGUUCUGCGCUCUUCCAAGACGACGAUCAAAUCAGAUGUAGUUGUGGCUUCAGCGCCGUAGUGAAUCGACGACUCGCACAUCGAGCGGGUCUGUUCUACGAAGAUGAGAUGGAGAUCACGGGCGUCGCCGAAGAUCCGGCGGAGAAGAAGAAGGGCUCGCUUACCGCGGUCGCGUGUCCCGGAGCGAAAGCGGCUCCCGAAGGCCUCGACACGAUACCACCAAAUGUUCUCGAGUUAUUACGCGAGCAAUGCCUGAUCGUUCAAAGUUCUGCCAGCAGUUUGUACAGAGCGGCCAGGAUAUGCGCUACCGUGAAAAGCUAUCCGACGUUGACGCCGACGGUGAAUACUCUGGAAUUCAACGAUGGCAAUGAGGUAUGCGUCGCCGCGCUCGAUCAAGGCAAGCUCGAUGGUGCGCAUAACGAGAGGGCGGCGCGUGUAAACGGCGUGCAUCGGUGGGUAUUCCUUAGGGCACGAGGUCCCCAAUGUAGUGGCGACAUCGUGCGAAUGAUGAGAUCGCUACAGCCGCUGCUUCAGGACGCAGUACAGAAGAAAUGUACGACGCGCAUGUGGGAAGCGCCGUAUACUGUCACCGGACCGCUCACGUGGCGACAAUUCCAUCGUUUGGCCGGUCGCGGCACUGACGAUCGUUGUGAACCACAACCAAUACCCGCUCUAGUCGUCGGAUAUGAUCGUGAUUGGUUAUCAUUGUCACCGUACGCAGUCUGUUUCUGGGAAAAACUGUCUUUAGAACCGUUUGCCGGACCUAGAGACGUCGCCUACGUGGUCGUCGCACCUGACAGCGAUUGUAUUGUCAGUAGAGUGAAAUCAUUCUUCCGAGAACUUUCCUGCACGUAUGAGAUUUGCCGGUUAGGAAGACACACGCCAAUCUCGAAACAACUACGCGAUGGAAUUCUGCGCGUCGGGAAGUCGACCGUACAGAAACUGGCGAAGCAACCGAUGGAUGAUUGGUUCAAGUUUUUGGGGGAGAAUCAUAUAGGCGAACUGUUGAGAUUGUAUGCCCAAGUGUGUAAUCAUCGAUUGGCUCCGUAUUUGACUCAGGUCAUACAAGAUCGUAGUUUGUUGGAUCCUGGUGAGUCUCAAGCGGCCAACAAACAGCAGCAACAGCAAUCGACAACAAUUCCCGUUCCUGAUACAAUGCCAGCUACACCCGAUGUAUUAUCGACCAAGCCUGAGUCUGUCGAAGGGGAAAAUCUGAGGAGCGAAACUCCCUCCUCGAGUACAGCAACGAAUCAGACGACUACUAAUACAACCGGUAAUACGACACCGACAUCGCAAUCUACAAGCAACACGACGCCGAUUACUACGACCACAGGUCCGGACGAGGAGGAAAUCGAACCUCCAGCCAUCGUUGUUUACUUUGUUGAACCUUUUUCGUUAGGCGGUACUGAGGAUCCUGAUCGACGUCGGCUUGCCAUUCUAGCUCUACUUAGAGCUUACUCUUCUGCGAUCAAUAGCAUGCCUGAAAAUAUGAGAUCAAAUGUUCAUGUUCAGAUAAUAUCCUUGGAAAGCAUAAUGGAAUUGGGUAGAGCUCGAGAAAGGCGAAAGAUUCAAGAUGAGAUGAGAGCCUUGGCGUUAAAUGUCUUCUUGCAAGGGCGUCGAUUAUUAAAUCAUAAUUCUACAGUGAAAAGCCUUACCGGUUUCGGUACUGCCGCCGCUGCAGACAUCUUCCUCAAAAGUAAAGAUGAACGAAAUAGGGCACCUUACCGUCUCUACGCACCGGCCUUCGUAUUAGCACCGCUGCGGGCAAAGAGCGAAGCUCCCGAAUCAUUUGGCAUGCCAAGACCCGAAGAAUGUGCAGUGCUCUAUCUGAGUUACUGUUUGAGUGAGGAUCAGUCUUGGCUGUUGGCGGCCGCAACGGACGAUAGGGGCGAAAUUUUCGAAACCGCUACCAUUAACAUCGACAUACCUAACAGGAAAAGAAGAAAGCGCGCUUCGGCUAGGCGUAUUGGCCUUCAAAAGCUUAUGGAUUUUAUACUGGGUGUAAUGUCCCAAGGUGUACAACCAUGGAGACUGGUCGUUGGUCGAGUAGGACGCAUUGGACAUGGCGAAUUGAAAGGAUGGAGUUGGUUACUUUCUAGAAAAGCGCUUUUGAAAGCUUCAAAGCAUCUAAAAGAGAUAUGUGGACAGUGUAGUCUCUUAUAUCCCUCGGCGGCACCUUGCGUACUCAGUGCGUGUUUAGUCUCACUCGAGCCAGAUUCCACUCUGAGAUUAAUGGCCGAUCAAUUCACUCCCGACGAAAGAUUCAGUCAGGCAUCUGCAAAUCCUGUUGUUGUUUUAAUAUUUUAGUCGUCGCAGACUGCAUUUCAAGAGCAACACAACGUACCCGAGUUGGGAGACGACGAAUUAUUUUCUGCUCUAAACGAUGAUAUGCCGGAAGGUAUGGAGGGAAUGGGUGACUUCAACGACAUUUUCAAUGUUUGGCCUGAGCCGGGCGCAGGCGGUGGGCAAAGUCCAAGUGGAAGUCCGCACCGUCCUGAAGGUUCACCGCAUGGAGGAGAUGGCGGUGGAUCAGGCUUGGGCAAUCACGAUGGACCUGGCAGUCCGUUUCCGUGCAGCAAUACGCCAAGAAUAGCGACGACUGAGCAAGCAGAAGAAGUUGGCACGCUUCUACAACAACCGCUCGCUCUUGGUUACCUAGUAUCAACUGCGCCAACGGGACGAAUGCCACCAUGGUUUUGGGCAGCUUGUCCACAUCUCGAAAACGUUUGUCCGGUAUUCCUGAAGAACGCGUUACACCUGCACAGUCCCGCAAUACAACAGAACAGCGACGAUUUACUCCAGCAACAAAACGCACCUACUGCUCAUCCAUUGGACUCGCAGUAUACCACUGACGUGCUCAGGUACGUGUUGGAAGGGUACAACGCACUGUCGUGGCUUGCGCUGGAUGCAAACACCAAGGAUCGACUGUCCUGCUUACCAGUGCACGUACAGGCGCUCAUGCAUCUCUACCAUGCGACGGCAGCUCUCGUCUGACCCACACCCUCUCCCGUUGUAGUGCAGUAUAUGCACCUCUCUCACGCACUCCUUAUUGUACCGUCACUUGGGGCUUUACGAGAGCAACUGAUUUCCUAUGCCCUUUACCUAUACUACAUUAGUUAGGUACUUAGAGAGAAAGAGAUUGUCUAGGUACAGAGUACGAUCCUUCUCGACCAUAUGUAAAGAGAACCGAGCUUUUUUUACUCGGACUCUAAUUAAUACACAAGUUAGCGCAAUGAAAAUGCAAAGGCUGAAAAUGCAGAACUCGAUGAGAACGAACAGCGACUCUCUUUACCAUUUUUCUAUUAUAACAGGCGAAAUAGAUUGUACUUUGUGUUUAUGAUCGUAUCUCGUAUUUCGUAAGGAAAAAAUGAACUGCGCAUCCAAUACGACCAUUGCCAGCGAAAGCAAAUGUGAGACUUUGCGAAUGGUAGAAGCGAAGAUGCGAGUGAUGAAAGAUACUGUGAGAAAGGAAGAAAGAUAGGGCAGGAAAGAAUGAGGAUGAAAGAGAAGUAUAACGA